AUCCCGUGUACACCGUCCACUGUGCUCGUCUGCCGGCAGUCCUCACUCCCACGUCUGUGUCCGCGAGGCUUGAGAACGGCGUACCGAGGUUGCCACAAAUGGGCUCACGUGCUUGAUCGAUUGCAUACAGCGCGUAGAGACAUGCGCUCUCCGCCCGGCUGCAGGUUGCCCUCCACCAUCCACGAAUUCUUCUAGUCAGACGAAAUGCACGCGAUACAACAACAAUACUGGGCAGUGCGAGACUACCUUAGCCCCGUCCUCAAGGAGAGCAAAUUCAAGGAGCAUGGCCGGAUAAAUCCAGAGGAGUUCGUUGCCGCCGGCGACUUCCUGACAUACAAGUUCCCCGUGUGGUCAUGGGAGAAGGGCGACGCGUCGAAGGCACGCGACUACCUCCCCGCCGAUAAGCAGUACCUCCUCACGCGCGGCGUGCCUUGCCUGCGGCGCGCCACCGCGCUCGCGUACACGGACGCAGACGAGGACGCGGAGCGGCUCCUCUCCUUCGGCGACCUCAGCGCGACGGGCAACGAGGCGGACGAGUGGGUCGAGACGCACGCGGGCAGGGUGUCCACGGUCGACUCCGCCGCGAACGCGGGCAACAUCGACGAGAUCCCCGACGUGGACGAGCCCUCCGCGGACGACGUCGCGGACCAGGUCGGCAGGAUGUCUCUCCAGGGCGGCGCGGGCGCGGUGGGCGAGAUCCCGGAUAUGGACGAAAUCCCUGAUAUGGAGGAGGAGGAUCUCGAGGCGGGGGAUGAUGAGGCGACGGCUGCGCCGAAGGUUGCUGUGCCAUCAUCAGGUGUCAUCGAGGCCGGCGAGGUCGAGGUGGCGAAGGGCAACCUGCUGCAAGUGCGGACUUACGACGUCAUGAUCACAUACGACAAAUACUACCAGACACCCCGUAUCUGGCUAAUCGGUUACGACGAGAACCGGACACCCCUCACACCAUCGCAGAUCUUCCAAGAUGUCUCCGCCGAUCACGCUUUCAAGACCGUGACCAUCGAGGCCUUCCCGCACAGCGCAUCGCUCCAAGCAGCCUCCGUGCACCCAUGCAAGCACGCGAGCGUGAUGAAGAAGGUCAUCGAGCGCAUGAACCAGGGCGUGCUCGAGGAGCAGCGCAAGGCGUUCGGCGCGGGCGCGGUCUCGCCGACCACGGGCAAGGACAAGCAGAAGAAGUGGCUCUUCCGCCGGACGAGCGGGACGGGCAAGGACGUGCCGACGUCGCCCGCGGGCGAGGAGGACAUCGAGGGCAUGCGCGUCGACUUUUACCUCGUCGUCUUCCUCAAGUUCAUCGCGUCGAUCGUGCCCACGAUCGAGGUCGACUCGACGACGGCGUUUUGAGUGCCUCCGCGCGCGUGUGUAUGCGCGUGUGCGUGGGGAUUGUUGGACGGUUAUAUAGGAAAUUUCUGAUAGACGUACUGAAGAAGAUACCUGAGCUGGAAUGACUGUCUGCGUCUCAGACUUGUGUACCGCUAUGUAUUACAACUAUGCAAUAUCCGGCCGUUUGUAUCCGGCCUCGCUGUAUUAUCCGCUGUGCAUUUGGUGGUAAUACGCGACUUCACUCGA
Molecule: messenger RNA, 1563 nt
Organism: Rhodofomes roseus
Lineage: Eukaryota; Fungi; Basidiomycota; Agaricomycetes; Polyporales; Fomitopsidaceae
Product: putative E2-like enzyme
Exons: 7
Coding region: 205-1338 (377 amino acids)
Biological process (GO): nucleophagy; autophagy of mitochondrion; autophagosome assembly
Cellular component (GO): cytoplasmic ubiquitin ligase complex; cytosol
Molecular function (GO): Atg8-family ligase activity
Source: RefSeq, a predicted model, not a curated record